AUGAUCUGCCAGUUUGAUAAUGAUGCGUCUAAUCGGUGCCAUGAGUAUGAAGCUGCGCCGAUAACAACGGCCCCAAAACCUAAUGAAAAAGAAUGUGAUGGAAAAAUAUCUCCAACAAAUUAUACUAAUCCCUCCAGUUCUAAAAAGCAGUCUUUACUUGCUGAAAACUAUGUGCAAAGAUCAACAGCUAUCACCACUACACCUACUACUGCACCCAUUUGCUAUACGACUACUCGUUCAGCUGCAAUGAUGGCAUUAGCUUUAGGUCAACAGUCCAAAAGUCCGGUCCAUACGGUCAAAAUACGUAACGAAAACGUAAUACUUAAAAGUGAUGCAGAACUGUCAGCUAGCCUCAUACAGCACAAUAAGACAUCUUCGACUGCUUCGGUUUCAACUGCGUCCACAAAAGUAAAUAAUUCAUCACCUGAAAUGACUGCCACAGCACGGUUUAAAUAUAACUCAAAUAUCAACAGCACAAAUAAUGCCAUUUUCUCAGGUGGGAGUGGUUCAAGUGGUUCUGAUAAUGAUUGUUUUAAUACCUCGUCCUCUUCUUCGGCAACUGCACUGAGACGCUUAUACUUUAGAAGCGGUCGCAGUAAUAAACCCAAAAUGAAUCCAACAGCAAAUUCGACCAUGACAAGUAUUCCAUUAACUGUAAUUAAUCAGGCAAAUAUUGCAUUUCAUACAUCUGUACAAACCGAGGGCGUUCCAAAGGUUGUCGUUAUGGGUUCAUCAGCGGCGUCAAUGACAGAAGCAAACAUCAGCACAUCAACGGACUCAGCAUCUACACUUGUAACAAGUAUUGCCCAUACCACGGACACGUCGGCUUCUGAAACUUGUGAUGAUUCUGUUGAUUUGGGUGAUAACUCCGGACCGAGCGAACCAUUAUUUAGCUCAUUGGAGGAGCCACUACUUACCACAAAGCAUAUUGACUCUGAACAUGAUAGUAAUGAUAUCGAGUUAAAAAGUUGUUCAAGAUACCCUAGAUCAGAAAUGAACUUACAGGAUAGCACAGAGAGCCAAGAAUCCACAUUAUCCAUAUUUGCUGCUGAACCAACAUCAACCACGCCUUUGUUGUCAAAUUGUCGUUAUGAUCUAAAUACUGAACAUCUCAGAUGUGAAUCCGAACUUUUGCCAAAUACGGCACCUGCACCAAGUAGUGGCACAAAACACUUUACAUUUGAUCCGCCAAAAGCUCCACAAUCGGCCAGCACAUUUGAAAAGUCAAGAAACCUUUUUACUUUUAGAGGAAAUACAAGCGGUAAUUCUUCAAAAUCUAAUCAAAAUCAACAACAAACACAACAACUUCAAAAACAAAUUCGGCGUUUCUUCGACUCCGACAAGAAUAUUGAGGAACGCAUACACAAUACAAAACAGAAUGAGGACCGCAGCAUUAUAGCAACGAAACGAGAGAACACAUCUAAUAAAAACAAAUUUCGCACUGCAUAUGCAUCUCAACGUAAUACUAAUAAUAGCACUGAGGGGGAAGAUAUAAACGAAAGUGAAAAUCUACGUAGUGGCACUAAAAAGUCUCGAGCGCGUGAUGUUAAUACAACAGUUAAUUCACGUAACCGUUAUUCAACGGGAGGGAUAGCAGCUUUAAGUAGCACAAAAACAAGUCCAAAGCACGAAGUACGACGCUCGCCCACUUCAUCUAAAAUCAAUUCAGCUCCACCAACUUUGAAGGAGAGUAAUUUUUUUAAUAGUGCUCAAGUAUAUGGAAAGUUAAAAGAAUUACCCCCACCGACGCAUACUCAAGGCGCUAAUCAACGCAAAUAUUCUUCAAGUUCUUCAUCUGGUGGCAGCGAACGCGAUCGUAGAACUCCAAAAGAUAGCACAAUGUUUCCUUUUGAUCGUGAGGCAAUUGAUUACAAACGCAUACAAAUGGAAUGUUUUGAAGUUAAUGAAAAUUCGAGCUCGGAAAGUGAAACUAGCGAUUCUAAUAGUGGUGAAUCAUGUUCUGUAUAUGAACGAAAAUUAUCAUUGCAUCAUAACACUCCUAAAUCGGCUGAUAUAUUUCAACAGUAUACUCUUUUAUCACAUCAAGAACUGCAACAAAGUCAUCACGUCAAUACCGGUCCACCAUCUCGUAAAAAUUCAAAACGCAUACGAUCCGACUUUGUCAUGCAUAGCACUAUACGUGAAAAUCAACAAUAUAUUAUGGAUUCUAAUGCAUUUUCUCCACAUCAGAAAACGUCAUUGUCGCUUUGCCAUCAGUCGCAAAAAUCGCAUGGAGAAUCAACAAUUUUUAAUGAGCUCUCUUCAAAAUUUGAGCAGACUACAUCAAAGUCUGGAUCGAGUGCUAACAUAUCGCACAGUAAGAUUUCUAGUCCUAACAGUAGUAUUAACAGCACUCAUACCACAGUUGGAGGAAAACAUUCAACUAGUAGCACAUUCAACAGUCCAACAAAUAGUGUAAUCGAUGUUCGUAGUGAUGCAUGUUUGGAAUCACAUAAACUUUUACAUAAGAAGUCAUAUAAAUCAAAAAGUAAUACUGGAAAAGGUAAGACAACGGACUCACCUACAAAGUUAACAAACAUAAAGUACAAUGGAACUGGAACAGUUAUAUGUACAGCUACAGGACCUAUCAAUGUGACUCCCAAUCCUAUGGACUCGGCGAUGUGCAAGCAACCAUUAGCUACAAUUGUCGUUCAACAGCCAUCACUAAGUCUAGACAAUACCGUGGAAACAGUACUUAUCAAAAAUGAAGGCGAAUUCGUUAGUGUUGAGCAGGGAAAAGAUUUGAAUGCGAUCACUGGGUUAUCUGCGCGGAAACGAGAUUCACAACAAUUACAGAAUGCACCUCAUCUUCAUCAUCUACAACAACCGGAACAACAACAGCGGCAAAAACGCGAUGAAAACAUAAGGCAGCUUUUGGAUGUAACAAAUACUUUAACGUUUGAAGAACUACGCGAUUUUGAAAUGCGCAUUGUACUUCAAACACUGUCGGUCAUUGCCUUAGUCUCAAGUAAGGCGAUUUUAGAUCAGCAUUCUUCUCCCACACAGCAGAAUAGCGCAGAUGUUUUACAAAAACGAAUUGACUUUGGAAAUGAUGCUCACAUUGACAUCAUAGAUGAGCAUCAUCAUCACCAUCAUCACGAACAUGAACAUGAUCCGGGAUUUUGGAAAAAAAAAGUUACUUGGAAAGAAGGUUUGAUAAAAGCAUCAAAUUUCUUUUUAUUUUAA
Teleopsis dalmanni is the source of this 3186-nucleotide messenger RNA. RefSeq lists its product as uncharacterized. The transcript has 8 exons. Bases 1 to 3186 code for a protein of 1061 amino acids. The record is from RefSeq and is a predicted model, not a curated record. Lineage: Eukaryota; Metazoa; Arthropoda; Insecta; Diptera; Diopsidae.